AUGGCUCAGAUAGACGACCAGGGCAAUCAGCCUCAGCAGGGUGUCCCCGACUUGGUGGAACAACUGCUUGUACUGGCAGACAAGAACAACGGUCAAGCGGAAUUGCUCCCGGUUCUGGAUCAGCUUGCCGUCGUUCUGAGAGAUGGACUGCUCAAGAGCCAAGACGAGCAGGUGCUGAGACAAGUGGGCAGAGUAGCAGCGAAUUUAGUCAUUGGUUGUGAUGAGAACCGAGAGCGUCUAAUUGUUGUCGGCUACAUAGACUCUGUGCUUUCGACAAGGGCUUUUGACUCACAGUCGCAGCCGGAGCCAGAAUCAUCGACAUUAUCACUAACGGCUUCGAUACAUAACUUGGUCGUUGAAAAGCAUGGUGAGUCCGCUAAAUCCCGGAAAAUAGCUGACCUGGUAGCCGCUGUUAUUUCCGCCUUAAAGCAAGAUUUACCUUUGCGGACACUCCUCGAAUUCGCCCGACGCUGGACAAACAUUUUCUAUGAGUUGGAUCCGUUAGACCCAACAGUCACGAUCAUACGUUGGACUUGGUCAAUACUUUCUAUCGUGCUUGAGGAACCCCCUUCGUCGCUCGAUGCUUCCACUUUUGAUAUCUUCAUCCUGCCCUUCUCUUCAACCUCGUCCGAUAUCGACACCCAUCUCCAUAUCAUCACUAGCGCAAGUGAUAUCUUAGAAGCCAUCUUGGCACCAGAAGGCCCAGUGCAUCAGCAAAUCCUACCUCAUCUGGAUGUCCUGCUAGAAUUCGUCGAGAAGGCUGAAGUUCCGGAAGAGGCGAAAGAGGAAACACAAGAUGAGGACGAAGGAAGCGAUGAAGACGAGACUCCCGAUCGUACCAAAUCUCUGGCAAGUGCCAAAGCAGCAAUCAUACGCGUGUUGGUCGGCCUUAGUUCCGAAAUACCGUCACUACUGGAGGGUGAUUCUUCCCUCUUACCUGUCAUACUACCCCUUCUUUCCCCGUUCACCCCGGCUACAACUCAACAUGCCGUUAUAGGCUUAGUGAGAAAUCUUUCGGUUCCUAUUGAAACGAAGACAAUUCUGGGCGAAGCGGGAGUGGUGGAGAGACUUGCCGAGAUGCAAGUAUGGUCUCAGGAGAAAGACCUGUUGGGUUCUGUUCAAGGUGGAGCUGCCGUGAUAUUGAAGAAUUUAUGUCGGAAUGAUGUCAAAAACUCUCAUCGUUUUCUUGCUCAACCACUCGACCCUCUCCUUGAUCUGAUCAAACGUGCGGAAGACCCAGCACUGACGUUCGAAUGUACGAGACUUCUGGUCAACAUCAUCAAGUCGCUCUCUUUGGCAAAAGAGCCAUUGAACCCUGUGGCAGACCAACGUAUCGUGGAUGCCCUAGUGCGAAUGCUGGUGGAUGGUGCUCAGUAUAUGAUAUUACAGAGUGAAUCGGUCAUUGCUUUGACGUUGCUGGCGACUUUUGGAGGAGGUCAAAUGAGAACCAUCGUUUCUGCAUCGCUCGAAGGUCCAGGUGUUCAAGCUGUACAAACGUUGGCGGAGAACCCUCGACGUGAGAUCAAGGAGAAUGCUCAAGCCUUACUCGAUUUUAUAGAUCGUUGA
Molecule: messenger RNA, 1566 nt
Organism: Kwoniella mangroviensis CBS 8507
Lineage: Eukaryota; Fungi; Basidiomycota; Tremellomycetes; Tremellales; Cryptococcaceae
Exons: 6
Coding region: 1-1566 (521 amino acids)
Biological process (GO): positive regulation of GTPase activity
Cellular component (GO): cytosol
Molecular function (GO): guanyl-nucleotide exchange factor activity
Source: RefSeq, a predicted model, not a curated record